Molecule: messenger RNA, 888 nt
Organism: Strongyloides ratti
Lineage: Eukaryota; Metazoa; Nematoda; Chromadorea; Rhabditida; Strongyloididae
Product: Collagen alpha-5(IV) chain
Exons: 1
Coding region: 1-888 (295 amino acids)
Molecular function (GO): structural constituent of cuticle
Source: RefSeq, a predicted model, not a curated record
AUGAUUGAAUCUGAGAGUAGAGAAAAAGCUUAUCGCUUUAUUGCAUACUCCUCAGUUACAUUAUCAUUUAUUGCCAUUUUAACUGUUUUUAUAACAUUACCUAUUGUAAAUAAUUAUGUUAAUUCAAUACAAGCAAGAGUUCAUAUUGGAAUGGAAUCUUGUAAAAAUUCUAUAUCUGAAGUAGCAUUUGAAAUGCAUGAUAUUAAACCAAUCUCUGUUAAGUCUCAACUUAUUAAUCAUACUAUUACACAACGUCAAAAACGUCAAUCAGGAGGAUGUGAAGGAUGUUGUUUACCAGGAAUUCCAGGAACACAAGGUAAACCAGGAAAGCCAGGAAAACCAGGAAGACCAGGAUAUCCAGGUGCACCAGGUUUUCCAGGACGUCCACCAGCAAUUUGUGAACAACCUUCUCCACCACCAUGUGUUCCAUGUCCACCAGGAGAACCAGGUCCACAAGGACCUCCAGGAGAUCCAGGUAGUCCAGGAGCACCAGGUCAUCCUGGAAGACCAGGAACACCUGGUAAUGCAGGUCCACAAGGUCCACCUGGUCCACCAGGACAAGAUGGUCCUAUAGGAAUUCCAGGACCAAGAGGAGAACCAGGAAGACCAGCAAUUUCUGAACCAGUUUUACCAGGAGAACCUGGAGAACCAGGUGAACCAGGAGCACAAGGAUUACCAGGUGAUAAUGGUGAACCAGGCAGACCAGGACCACCAGGACAACCAGGUACACCAGGACCAAUGGGACCUAUUGGAGCACCGGGAACACCAGGAACUCCUGGAGAAAAUGGACAAAUUGGUCAACCAGGACCUCCAGGAGAAAGGGGAAUUUGUCCAAAGUAUUGUGCAUUAGAUGGUGGUGUAUUCUUUGAAGAUGGAACAAGACGUUAA